Molecule: messenger RNA, 5714 nt
Organism: Sus scrofa (pig)
Lineage: Eukaryota; Metazoa; Chordata; Mammalia; Artiodactyla; Suidae
Source: RefSeq, a predicted model, not a curated record
ACAAAGGCUGGGUGUGUAAAUAGCUGCACUGAAGUGUUUCAUAAUCACUAAUGUAAGCCUUUGGGUGCCAAGAAAGGGUGUAUUUAUGGAAAAGGAAGUUGGGGAGAGGUUCAGAGGGUUGGCUUUUGAGCUGAGCUUUCAAAAGUUUCUUGCUUUAGGCCAAAAGGUCUCUUGGAACAGGACAAGGUGAUGUUAAAAGGAGGAGGGGCUGUGGGUGGGGGCAGCUUGAAAGCUAUUAUCCCCUUUAUGACAUUGCCUCAGGCACAUGGCUAUUUCCUAGUUUCCAGCGAAUGUAAAGGAGCUCACAGUGAAGCUGGAUGUCCACUAGAAUUUGGCAGUGGCUCACUCCACCCUCACUGGACAGCACUGCCUGUGUGAGCCAGAACUCUGAUUUGUCACAGGUCUAUCUCCCAAGGUUUAGAGCCCAUAAAACCAAAUCUACCAGUUGAUGAGUACUGACUGGAUGGUUGCCAAUCAGCUAACCCUCUCCUGAGGACAUGCCUUUUGGAAAGCCCAGUCACCAGCCAAAGGUUUGGAAAGGGUGAUCUCAGUGGUAGAUGUUGGCUGGACAGCUGAGCAGAUGGCCCAUCUUUGCUGUAUGAGCAGAUGUACAGUGACCAAACAAAGCUGGAUUCUUAGAUGCUGCUAGAGUUGCCCUCUCAAACUGUCCAUUUGGUAUUUACAUGACCAAUAGACAACAGUUCUGAGUGACAAUGUGGACUUGUGUUUAAUACUGUUUAAGUGUGGAGCUUUGGAGUUGGACCUGGGGUCCAGUGCUGCCUCUGCCGUGUGAUUUAAGGCAAAUGAUUUAACGUCUUAGUGCCAUAUUUAUCUCACCUGUGAGAUUUGAGGGUAACACUUUCCUAGUAUCUCCAAAAAGAUUUCUUACAGUUUUGUCUUGAGGGCUGUUGCAUGACUUCUAUUUUUUUCUGCAGGUGACUCAAAUGAUGAUUUUUUUUUUUCUAUUUCCAAGUUAUUUGUGGGGGUAAGGGGGUGCAUUAUGCACUUGACUGCCCUGGCUUUUAAAUCUACCCUAUAAGGACCUUACCCUAACCCCAUCUGCCAGGCCCUGAAGAUUUGAUCCCCUGUCACCAGGCUACUGGCUUCCUUUUGGUUCCCCAGAAAGGUUUUUACCUUCUUCAGUGCUGUUGCUGAGACUUUUCUCUCCUUGGAAUGCUGUACCUCCCCUGGCCUACUCCUUGCUACCUUUGCAUUCAGUAGGCCUCAGCUAAAUGGCAUCUCUUUAGAAAAGACAACCUUGAGCACCUUAUCCAAAGUAUGCCCCCUUCCUGGUUUCAGUUGAUUGUUUGUUCAUUGCUCUCACAUACCUUACAGCUAUUUUAUUCCUUUGUUGCUUGCUUCUUGUUUGUUUUCCCUCCACUGGGCUGUAGGCUCCGGGACCAUGUCUAGCUCGUUCUUCCGGCCCCCAGCAUCUAACCCAUCGCCUAGCACAAGGUCCUCUGUGAAUACUGUGUAAUGAGUGAAGCCCCAGGAAGCGCUCCGUAAAGAAUCAGGGCACUGUUAGGCCGGUGCUUUGUGCUUACAACUUCAGCGCCCCGUUUAUUAACGGUGUGGAGCAGGUGGGGCCUGGUGUUCAGACCUCUGGAAGGAGCCCCCAACCAGUCACCGGAAGCCCGAUUGUGUCAGGAAUGGUUUCCAAGACAACAAAAAACAGAGGGCGGGGCCUCAAAGAGGGCCCCUCUUGGGCCCUCCCGCGAGAGGCAGCAGAGCGCCUACGGGAGGCGGGCUCGGGUCCGGGGAAAGCGCGUGCGCACGGCAAGCGGCGCAUGCAGGUCUCCGGCGCCACGCAGCUCCUGAGCACGGGGGAGCCGGGGGCCACGCACCUGGGCUUCACCGCCUGCUACGGCCGGGAUAGGGGCCCGGUGGGCAGCUGGCCGCGCAGGCCGCAGCCACCCGAGUCCCGCACCAGUUCUCCCGCCUCAUGGCCCUGGUCCCGCCACUCCGAACUCCGACUUCCCGAAGAGGCUGCCGCAGGCUGCCAAAGCUGGGAGGGCAGCCUAGCCCUGGCGCGCCUCCUAGGUUGCGCCCUCGAGUCCUCCCCAGACCGCAGCCACGCCCAGGGCGCCGCGGAACCCCGCCCCCGCGGCCCUUCUCCCACCAAGACCCAGGAGGACGCCACGCCGCCGCCGGACGGUUCUCUUGUCCUUUGGCGAGGAUUCUCCAAGGCGUCUCAAUACAUGGGCCGGCUCAGAAAUGCCAAGAUCCACGUGGAGAGAGCUGUCAAGAAGAAGGUCUUUAUGAUCCAAGGCCGCUACCCUGUGAUCCGGUGCCUCCUGCGCCGGAGGGGCUGGGUGGAGAAGAAGAUGGUCCAUCACUUGGGCAAUAACCUGCCACCAUCGCAGAAGGAUCUGGAUAGCUCAGUAAUGGGUGACAGUGACACCACUGAAGAUGAGGAUGAAGAUGAGGUUGAGGCAUUCCGGCCAGCACAGCUGUUCACCUUUGAUGACAUACUGGAAUUUGAUGACCUACAUGGGACGCAUGCUCUGAUGUCCCGCAUGGUUCGGAACGAGGUCCCCUACUUCAUCUGGACCACUCGGCGGGAUGUGCUGGACUGUCGCUUACUGUCCAAGGAUCAAAUGAUAAACCACUAUGCCCGGGCAGGCUCCUUUACCACAAAGGUGGGUCUCUGUCUCAAUCUCCGGAAUCUGCUGUGGUUUGACGAGGCUGAUGCCGACUCCUUCUUCCCGCGCUGCUACUGCCUGGGGGCUGAGGACGAUAAGAAGGCCUUCAUAGAGGACUUCUGGCUGACUGCUGCCCGCAACGUUCUCAAGCUGGUGGUAAAAUCCGAAUGGAAGUCAUACUCUAUCCAGGCAGAAGAGGAAGAAGCCCCAGGAGACAAGCAGCUCAAGAAACAGGAGAAAAAAACAGUGACAGUGUCCCCAGAGUUUGUAGAUGAGGCUCUGUGUGUCUGUGAGGAGCACCUUAGCAACCUGGCCCACGUGGACAUCGACAAGGACCUGGAGGCCCCCCUGUACCUGAGCCCAGAGGGCUGGUCCCUCUUCCUCCAGCGCUACUACCAAGUGGUCCACGAGGGGGCAGAACUCAGGCACCUCGACACUCAGGUCCAGCGCUGUGAGGACAUCCUGCAGCAGCUGCGGGCCGUGGUGCCCCAGAUGGACAUGGAAGGAGAUUGCAACAUCUGGAUCGUGAAGCCAGGAGCCAAGUCCCGUGGACGAGGCAUCGUGUGCAUGGACCACUUGGAGGAGAUGCUGAAGCUGGUGGACAGCAACCCCAUGAUGAUGAAGGACGGUAAAUGGGUGGUGCAGAAGUAUAUUGAGCGGCCCCUGCUCAUCUUUGGCACCAAGUUUGAUCUGAGACAGUGGUUCCUGGUGACCGACUGGAACCCACUUACUGUGUGGUUCUACCGCGACAGCUACAUCCGCUUCUCCACACAGCCCUUCUCCCUGAAGAACCUGGACAACUCUGUGCACCUGUGCAACAACUCCAUCCAGAGACACCUGGAGAACUCGUGCCACCGGCACCCGCUGCUGCCCUCGGACAACAUGUGGUCGAGCAAGAAGUUCCAAGCCCACUUGCAGGAGAUUGGGGCCCCAAACGCCUGGUCAACUAUCAUCGUGCCCGGCAUGAAGGCCGCGGUGAUCCAUGCCCUCCAGACGUCCCAGGACACCGUACAAUGUCGCAAAGCCAGCUUCGAACUCUACGGUGCUGACUUUGUAUUCGGUGAGGACUUCCAGCCCUGGCUGAUCGAGAUCAACGCCAGCCCCACCAUGGCGCCCUCCACGGCGGUCACUGCCCGGCUCUGUGCUGGAGUGCAAGCUGACACACUGCGUGUGGUCAUCGACCGGCGACUGGACCGCAGCUGUGACACGGGAGCCUUUGAGCUCAUCUACAAGCAGCCUGCUGUGGAGGUGCCCCAGUAUGUGGGUAUCCGGCUCCUAGUAGAGGGUUCCACCAUCAAGAAGCCCCUGGCGAUGUGUCACCAGCGGACAGCGGUCCGCCCAGCCCUCUCUCACCUGCUGACCCAGCGAGGCUCUGGGGAAGGCAAGGACUCGGGAACCCUUACCCACAGGUCAGCUUCUAGGAAAGUUGCUGGGGCCAGGAGCCUGGGGCACACUGAGAAGCCAGACUCCACUGUCACCACCUCGGCCCCUGGAAAGGGGAAGAAAGGCAAGGUGAAAAGUGUCACAGCCCUGGUCCACCCCAGUUGCCGAAAGUGGGACUCCCCCAGCACGAGGAUGGGUUGCAUAUUCACCAUGACCUUUGCUAGUGGGGACAGGCCCUCCCACCCCUUGAACAUAUUGUCAUUGAGUCCAAAGAACCUCCAGACCCUGGGUAACACCAUUCUCCCCCGAUACCCCAGGGUCCCGAGGCAGUUUCUUCCUGCUCUCCAAGCCACUCCAAACCACCCCACCCUUAGCCCCACCAGAGAGCCACCAGUAGUAAGUAAAAGCCACCAUGUACAAAGUAUUUUUUAAAAAUACACAGCCAGAUGAGCAUUGGCCCCUCCAAAGCAGUCAUUCAGCGAGGCAGUUGGUACAUAUUUCAAUCCCAGGUUGAUCUUUCUCCAGAGCCCAAGCUUUUCCUGAUGCAGUAUUGUGUCUUUGCCUCCAUGCAAAGUCGCCUCUUGGGGAAGGGAACUAAUAUCUGUAUAGUACUUAACAGUUUACACUGUGUCACCACCUGACCAGCUCCUUUAGUCCUCACGACUUAGCGAGGUAGGUGCUGUUGUCCCCAUUUUCCAGUCAAGGUAUCAGGAAGUUUAAGGAAGUUGCCCGAGGUUGCACAGCUCAGAAGGGGCAGAGCUGGGAUGCAGACCCAGGUCUGUUGGACUCCAAACCUUGGGUUCUCCCUGUGGCCUCUGGAGGAAGAACUGGGAGGGCUCUACCUGCCCUCACAUGCCUGGCCCUCAUCUCUCCCCACCUCCCCUCCUCACAUGUCCUGAGGGGUAGCUGGCCAGCCUUGGGCCCUCCCCAGGCACUCACAGCCGCUCUUGCUCCCACAGCCUCUUACCACUUCCCCAGCCUCCACAGCAAGGGCCGGCUGCCUUCUCCCCAUGUGCUCCAACCCCAGGGGCAGGUCCUCAGACUGCAGCACAGCAAGCUGGUGGGCUCUGAGGCCCUGUCGACCACAGGCAAGGCCUUGAUGACUCUACCUACCGCCAAGGUUUUGAUUUCCCUCCCACCUAACCCUGAGCUCAAGCUGCCAUCCAACGCCCUGAAACCAAGAGAGGUGGGCUUUGAACUGUGACCUGUACCCUAGUAGGCAGUGCUGAGUACUGGGGUCAGGGCUGGAGGGCAGGUAGAGGGAAGCCCCCAGGCUGACCUGAGCCCCAAGGGAAGAGCUUGUAUCCCUUAGAACCCCCUUCCUGGACAGAUUCCUGAUCGUCUCUCCCCUUCUCCCCUCCUUUCACACUGAGGCUCUUGCUCCCCAGUGCGUUCACGGUCCCCAGCUUGGAAGUAACUUGUGGUCUCCACCCUUUGAAGCUGGGAGUCUUCCUAGCACCCAUGGGAAGAUCAAGGCCAAAGGCAAGUUCAAGGCCAGACUUUGUGACAAACCCAAGGCUGAGAAAUGCCUCAUGACAACACUGAGCCUUCCAGGACCCCUGCCCUGUAUCAGUGCACAUCAUGGGCUGGCGGGAAUGAGGGACAUGAGGCUACAGAAGCCCUUGCUUCCAUCCUCACUGCCCUUAUCCUGGAUGCAGCACCAAAUAAAAAAGAAAAUGAAGUAUUCGA